This is a messenger RNA of Meira miltonrushii, 1080 nucleotides long. RefSeq lists its product as uncharacterized. Gene Ontology annotation, biological process: phospholipid biosynthetic process. Lineage: Eukaryota; Fungi; Basidiomycota; Exobasidiomycetes; Exobasidiales; Brachybasidiaceae. Gene Ontology annotation, molecular function: phosphatidylserine decarboxylase activity. The transcript is spliced from 3 exons. The record is from RefSeq and is a predicted model, not a curated record. Bases 1 to 1080 code for a protein of 359 amino acids.
AUGAAAGAAGACAAAUCUUCACUUGAUAAAUUGAGUGGAUAUUUCAAGAAGUUAGGCUGCUCAAUCAUUCCAAACUCAGAAGAAUUGCAAGAUGACUUUGUUUAUUACAAAAUGGGUAAUUAUGUUGCCAAUCGUAAUGCAUCUCCACCAAACGAUCGAUUUUUCGAAACAAUGCCAAUCUACGUUCGUAUUGGAAUGCAUCUCUUGUUCUAUUCAGGUAAAAAGAAAUCACUUUUACGCUUUGGACGUAUAGAAAAUUUAUUGAAAAAGAUGAGCGAGCGGGAAGGUGAAAUUUACAACGAUUCAACCAAACCAGAAGAAGUACAAACAUUCAUUCAAAACUUUAUCAAAACGUAUUCUAUCGAUACGGAAGAUUUGGAAGAACAAGAUUUGACGAAGUACAAGACCCGUAAUGAGUUCUUCUAUCGAAAGUUAAAGAAGGAUGUACGACCUAUACCCGAACCAGACAACACAAAGUUGAUCGGAUCCGCAGCCGAUUGUAGAUUGAUGGUUUUUGAUAAUGCAGAUGAUGCAAAGAAGAUUUGGAUCAAAGGUCGUCAAUUCAGCGUGAAAGAGUUGAUCAACAAGAAGGGAGAUGAAACCAACAAGCUACCCGAAGGAAGCAGUAUUGCCAUUUAUCGUCUUGCACCUGCUGACUAUCACAGAUAUCAUCAUCCUGUCGGCGCUGCAAAAGUAGUCUCACAAGUACACUCGGGAGAAGAAUUUUAUACUGUCAAUCCCGAUGCUGUAAAUGAAAACUUUGACGUCUUUACCGCCAAUACUCGCGACAUAUCCAUGCUAGAAUGGACGCCAGCUGAUGGCAAGCCGGCCAUUCCGUUCGCAUUUGUAUCGAUUGGUGCUCUUUUGGUAGGCUCAAACGUGUUCACGAAUGCAACAAAAGGUUCAUCUUAUAAACGUGGUGAAGAGAUGGGUUAUUUUGCUUACGGUGGAUCGACUUGUAUCGCCAUCUUCCCACCCGACGCCAAAGUCAAAUGGGAUGAUGAUCUUUUGACCAAUUCCAACAAAGGCAUCGAAACCCUCGUCAAGGUCAACGAAAGGAUUGGUGUUUCCGAAGCUUAA